AUGCUAAAGUUCAUAACAUGUGCAAAUGUGCUAAAGCAUUGCUGCCAUUUUCUGUUGCUUUCCGUAAUUAUGAGAGUUAAGGCCGAAGCUCCAAUCAACUCAUACUUACCUCCCGCUCACGGUCAUGGUCACGGUGGAGAAGGUACGCAUCACGACGAUCACCAUACGGACCUAGUACCACCAUCGAGCAGCUAUGGAACCCCCGAUUCAAGCUAUGGUCCACCUCAUCAUCAGUCUGGCUUCCAUCCAGAUCAUCACGAGUACGAAGACCAUCACGAUCACCAUGAUAACCACGAUGAUAGUGGAUCCUUUGAAGAUGAACCAGCCAAGUAUGAAUUCAGCUAUGAAGUCGAUGACGAAGAUGCUGAUCUUUCUUUCGGUCAUGAAGAAAUGCGUGAUGGAGACUACACCACUGGAAAAUAUAACGUCUUGCUUCCUGAUGGGCGUCGACAGAUUGUAGAGUAUGAGGCCGACCACAAGGGAUAUAGACCAAAGAUUACCUACGAAGGAGGAGAUGAACAUCCGCAUCACCAUGAUCAUCCCCAUGAGCACGGACACGAGCACGGACAUGAUGGCUAUCCAAAGGAAACUCCGCACACUCAACUUGGUUACCCUAGGGAAUCGCAUCACGAUUUCGAGCAUAACGGUAUUGGGCACGGAUCGAAUGAAUACGACACGCAUGGGCAUGAUAAUGGACACAGCCGGGCAGAUCACGGGAUUCACGACGGUCAUCGAGGAUAUGAUAGUAAUGCUCACGAGAACCAUGGUAACGGGCAUGGUCAUGGACAUGGGCACGGACAUAACGGGCAUAACGGUCAUAACGAUCAUCAUCAUAACGGACAUAACGGUCAUCAUCGCAGAAGAAGCAGCAAUACUAACAACCACCAACAUUCUUCGAAUCACCAUAAUAGCAUUAAUCAUCGUCACAAUGGCUACCACUAG
Messenger RNA from Anopheles marshallii, 942 nucleotides. RefSeq names its product histidine-rich glycoprotein-like. Lineage: Eukaryota; Metazoa; Arthropoda; Insecta; Diptera; Culicidae. Gene Ontology annotation, cellular component: extracellular matrix. The transcript has 4 exons. The record is from RefSeq and is a predicted model, not a curated record. The coding region runs from base 1 to 942 and encodes 313 amino acids.